AUGUCACAAGAAAAUGGUCCAAUUGAAGAUGAUUUUUUUGCAAAUAUGACAGAUGAAGAAUAUAAUGAUGCUGUUAUUGAAAUAUUAUGGCCAAAUAAUGUUGAACAAGGGUUAGUUACAAAUAUUAUAUUUGAAAAAUGUGCUCAUUAUUUUUUAAUUUCAAAGUUCGACAAUUUUUAAACCACGUGUUUUGAAAAUUAUAGAUAUAAAAUUUGCAAACAUAUUCCACGUAGUCCAACAUUUUUUUUUAACCCUCCUGUGAAAAAGUUUCUUUUUUUAUUUUAGGGUGUUCUAUGAAACAUUGUUUGAUUGAAAAUGAAUCAGGAACUACAAGAAGGAUCUCAAACAGUUCCUUGAUUCGUUUCAAAAACUACACAGGGAUCUGUUUACUGUAGCGAAGAGAAUUUUCAGAAUAGAAGUUUUUUUUAGUUCGGGAUGUCUGGAAAUUUCAUUAAUUCAAUGUUUUCAUUUUUUUAUUUCGAUAUAUUUUUCUGAUUGAUCUAUUGAUUUGUCAGAAAAUCAAAACACAUUUCUGAAUAUUAUAUUUUUCUCAAAAAACUGCUGAAAUUAUUAAUUCUUUUCAUUUCAAAAAAUCGGAAAUUCAAUUCUCAAAAUCUUCAUCGAAAAUUCAAAAAAACAAAAGUUCUUUAAAAAUUCCAAAGGCUUCUCUUUUUCUUGGCAAAAUUAUUUCGUUCUCCGAAAUGAGAAAACAAUUCACAGAUUGUUUUUGUUCUUUUUUUCCAAGGAUUUUCCUGAAAUUAUAGCUUGCAAAAAAAGAAGAAUUUGAAAUAAAACAUGGAAAUUCGGAACUGAGAUUGAAUAUAGUUUUGGGAUGAUUUAUUGAGCGGCUUUGCUUUUCGUCAUCCAAAAUUAAUUUUUAUAUGAACAAAUGUUUCAUAAAUCAAAAAUCUUAUGAAAAUUUUCAGAUUUGUUUGUGUUUUGGCUCUCAUGAUGUUAAUUGGAAUUGUUGGAAAUUUUCUGGUUGUUCUUGUUGUUUCAACAAAUAAAUCAAUGGUAAGAAAAUACUUCUAACUUCUUUUAUUUUUCCAUAAUAUCAAUUGAAAAGUUCUAAAACGGAUUUAAAAUCAAGCUUUGACCAGAUAAAUAUCUUGCUUGUUAUUCUUUUUUGAGAUUAGCUGAAAAGUCAUUUCUCGAUAAUCCGUAUAAACUAUUUUUAGAUGUUGCAAUUAAGGGCACAAAUACUUUUUUCAAUAUUCUUUUUUGUGUGUGACGAAACAAAAAGUUGUGGGAUAUCCAAAAAUAGUACGUAUGUCUUGUUUUUUCAUUAACUUUUUUAUUUGAACAAUUUUGUUUUCGCAAGAAAAAUGCACAUCUAAUCAAAUGGCAGAUGGGUCGAAAAAAAUGAAAGAAAAAGAAAAAAUAAAAGGAAAAUGAAUACUAAAUUAGAUAAUGAUAAAAAAUAAAUACUAUAAUUUCAGCGAAAUCCUCUCAAUCUGAUAUUGAUGAACUUGGCUGUUGCUGAUUUACUCAUUCUUAUGUUCUGUCUUCCUUUAACAGUUAUAAAUGACGUCACAAAAACCUUUUGGUUUUCAACAUUCAUUUGUAAAUCUGUUCUUUUUAUGCAGGUUUGUUUUUUUCAGAUCAAAAGGACAAUUAUUCAAAUUUUCUUUCCAAAUUCGAGGAACUCAAUUGAGUUCAAUAUUUAUGCAAAAAUAAAAAAAAACUAAAUUUUAUUUUUUCUUAGAACACUUCGGUUUAUGUGAGUAUUAUGAGUUUAAUUUUCAUCACUUGCGAACGUUGGCGUGCUAUAACUUAUCCUCUCAAAAGUCCAUUUGUCCGAACAAGAAUUGUGAUCGUUGGUGAGAAAAACAAAAAUAUAAACUUUAGAGUUAGAGUUUAGAAUUUCUUAAAAUUACAGUAAUCUGGCUUCUCGCAAUGAUAUGUUCUUCUCCCGAACCAUUUACUCUUCAAUUAUCUCCAGCUGAAUUUCAACGACCUAAUUUUACAACAACUUGGGGAACAUCUUGCAAAGAAACUUGGUCUCAUGAAUUUCAAACAGUUUAUCAAUCAGUUCUCGCAAUUUUUGCAUAUUUAUUGCCAUUAAUUGUUAUUUCUCUACUUUGUUUGCAUAUGAUGAGAACUUUGAAACAUUCCUCAAAUAAUUUACAGUAUGUUUUUGAAAAAAAUGGUUUCCGAAUUAAAAAAAAUAUAUAAUUUCCAGAGUUGCUUGUCGUCAACUAAAUAUUCGUAAAAAAGCAGUUCGAAUGCUUUGCGCAGUUGUAUUUCUUUUUGCUCUUUCCAAUUUACCAGUUCAUGCUUAUAACAUCGCGUUGUGAGUUCAAUUUUUCGACAUCUUUUCAUUUUCUUCAAUUUCAGAUCAUAUGGUGCAUUUGAAAGUGGUGAAAAUGAAGAAAUUCAAGUUGAUUUUAUAGCUGUCAGAAAACUAUUACCACGUGUAUUUCAAUAUUCAGCUUCUUGUUUAAACCCAAUUUUAUAUAGUUUUUUGAGUGGUAAGUGCAAACUAAUUAGAAAAUUAGGAAAUAUAUCCGAUGUUUUUGAAGAGACCUUUUUAGGGCGAUUCCGUGAAGAAUUUGGUCGAGUUGUUUGUUGUAUUCGAUAUGAUAAAAGUUCUCGAGAAUUUCGUAGAAAACAAGCUUCAUUAUAUGCUUGUUCACAAAGAAAUCGAGCAAAUAGUUGUACAAUUGGACAACAUUCAGAAACUUCAAUGAUUUUGAAAAAAACUUGUAAUCAGUGA
Molecule: messenger RNA, 2716 nt
Organism: Caenorhabditis angaria
Lineage: Eukaryota; Metazoa; Nematoda; Chromadorea; Rhabditida; Rhabditidae
Source: the annotation of a GenBank genome assembly